This is a messenger RNA of Monoraphidium neglectum, 2445 nucleotides long. RefSeq lists its product as hypothetical. Gene Ontology annotation, molecular function: gamma-tubulin binding; microtubule minus-end binding. The annotation marks the transcript as partial. The transcript is spliced from 3 exons. Gene Ontology annotation, biological process: meiotic cell cycle; cytoplasmic microtubule organization; spindle assembly. NCBI's taxonomy places the organism in Eukaryota, Viridiplantae, Chlorophyta, Chlorophyceae, Sphaeropleales, Selenastraceae. The record is from RefSeq and is a predicted model, not a curated record. Gene Ontology annotation, cellular component: centrosome; spindle pole; equatorial microtubule organizing center.
GCCGCGCCGUCGGGCUUCCCGGUGACGCCUUGCCUGCGCGCGUUUGGGGCGGCGCUGGCGGAGCAGUUGGCGGCGCAGGGCUCGCAGCUCGCGGCGCUGCAGCAGCAGCUGGCGGGGGCGCCGUUGCCUCGAGCGGCCGCGCCAGUCGUCGGCGGCGACGGCGGCGGCGACGGGGACGCGUUUGCGCUGGCGGCGGCGCGGCGCGCGGCGGCGGGCUGCAUCCUGCGGCUGCAGCUUCUGCAGUCCGUGGCGGCCGGCCUGGCCUGCGAGCUGGGCGGCAGCCCGGCGCAGUCCAGCGCGGCGCUGCUGGACUGCCUGUACCGCCGCCUCGCGUGCGGCGACCCCGCGCUCAGCGGCCCCGCGGGCGAGGGCGCCGCGGGGGCGCUGCUGCACCUGCUGCUCAGCAGCAUGAUGCCGCUGCUGGGCGCGCUCGGGCGGUGGCUCUACGGCGGCCGCGAGGGUGACGGCUGCGGGGCGCCCGGCGGGGGGGGCGGCAGCGGCGGCGGGGAGGACGACUUUUUCGUGCAGCACGCGCAGCAGCUGGAGGUGAGGGACCCGCGGUUCUGGUCUCAGGCGUUUGUGCUCGCGGGCGGCGGCGGCGGCGGCGCGUGCCUGGCCGGCGAGCGAAGCACCGGCGCCGGCGAGGCUUCCGGCCUCUCACGCGCGAGCAGCGGGGCGGAGGGCGCCGCGGCCGCGGCGACGGCGGAGGGCGCGGCGGCGGCGGCGGCGGCUGCGGCGGGCUGCCCGUCGUUCCUGGCGACCCUGGCUCCGGGGAUCCUGUCGGCGGGGAAGAGCCUGCGGCUGCUGCGCCACAUGCAGCAAGAGCAGCUCGCGGCGGCGCCGCUGCAGAUGCGCAUAGAGGGGCCCAGCGGCGACGCGCGCGGCGCCGGGGUGUGCCGCGAGCGGCGGCGCAAAGGGUGGGACAGGCGGGGUAGCAGCGGCGGCGGCGGGGCGGCUGCGGCGCAGACGGGGGCUGCGGCACGGCUUCAACAUGCGGCGGGCGGCGGCUGUGAUGGCGAGGGGGGCGUGGUCGGCGCUCAUGCCGCUCCAGUGCGCAUGAGCGCCGCCGCGAGGCUGCAGCUGGCGGUGGCGGCGGCCGCGGCGCAGCAUGGGGAGGACGGGGAGGCGUUCCAGCUGCGAUUUGCGGAGGAUGCGUGCGCGCUGCUCCGGCGCUGGGACGCCGCAUUGCCUCGGGACUCCCCUGGCUGCAGCGGCGCCGGCGGCAGCAGCGGCGACGGUGACAACGGCAGCAGCAUCGGCGGCGCCGGCGGCGGGGCGCUAAGCCAAGAGGGCGCGUCGGCUGCCUGGGGCGGCGGCGGCGGCUGGGGGCAGCAGCGAGACAUGUUUGCCACGCUGGAGGGCGCGGGCCUGCGGCUGCGCUGCCCUGGCGGCAUGCUGGCGCGGCGGGAGGAGGCGAGCGCGCGGCAGGGCAGCGAGGACGGCGGCGGCGUCGGCGCGGCCGAGCAGCCGCUCGGGGAGCAGCUAGCCGGCAUGGGCCUGCGGUCGCCAUUGGGAAACCAACUCACCACAGGUCUGGGCCGCAGCAGCGCUGAGCCAGCCUGCCUUGCGGAACCUGCGGCGCCAGCAGGCACCAGUGGACGUGCGGCCGACGAGCCGGGCAGCCCAAGCUCAGGGGAGCCCGGCGGCGCCGCAGCGGCGGCGGUCAGCAUCGAGGGGUGCGGUGUCAGCGGCCGCGACGGGGUGCCCGCGCUUUCGGAUUGGGGUUUGCAGCUGAGCAGAGACAUGGCGGCGGCGGACGCACGCCUCUGGCGGAUGGUGCCCUCUGGACCGGGCGGCCGCGGCCAGUGCAGGGGCGGCGCCUGGGGCGAUGAUGCUUUCUGUGCCAGCGGCGGCGGCGGCGGCGGCGGCGGCGGCGGCGGCGGCGAGGAGCCGGAUGGGGCGUGCACAGGCGUUGCCGCGGGGCCGCAAGAGUGGCCGGCGGAGCUAUGGCCGCUCCGCUCCAGGCAGCGCGCGCCGUUGCCGGCAUUCGGCGCCGCCGGCGCGGGCAUUGUCGGCCGCGGCGGCGCGUGGCUGUCGGCGCCUCAGCGGCCGCAGCGGCGCCUGGCGUGGCUGCUGUCUGAGCCGCCGCGGUUUGUGGGGCCGGUGCAGAUGAUGAUGGAGCGCGCCCUGCUGGAGCCGCUGCGCGACAGGGUUGACGCGGUGGGCAGGGAGCUGCUGGGCCGCAUGCUGGGCGAGUGGGGCCUGCAGACGGAGCUGCGGGCGCUGGCGGGCGCGUUCCUGCUGGCCAGCCCCGCGGCGGCGGCCUGGGCGGACGCGCUGCUGGAUGGGGUGGAGCGGGGCGGGGGUCUGGAGGGUCUGGACGCGGCCGAGCUCACCAUAGGCCUGCAGGCAAGCAACUUUCUUGGCAUGGCGCGGGGGAGGCCGCGGCCGCGGCCCCCGAGGACGCCCCCCUGCCCGCCCCGGGCAGCCUGGUCGUGUCAAUAG